This is a messenger RNA of Opisthorchis viverrini, 384 nucleotides long. RefSeq lists its product as hypothetical. The record is from RefSeq and is a predicted model, not a curated record. The transcript has 3 exons. Lineage: Eukaryota; Metazoa; Platyhelminthes; Trematoda; Opisthorchiida; Opisthorchiidae. Bases 1 to 384 code for a protein of 127 amino acids.
AUGCGAAGCUAUCUGGCCCACCUCCCCAAAUCAUCUGAACGAAACUGUGGCAGCUACAAUCACUGUACGGCAAGUACAUGGCUAUUACAGCUGGCAAUGAUGAUGAUGAUAAACCGACAAACUAUCUUCCCAGCUAGCGUUCACGUCAAAACAAACACCAAAGGUGCAAAAGGUCUAUUAACGCCCAAAACGAAAUCAGGAACAGUUGUACAGCGCUUCGUAUAUAUAGCAUCUCGUCCUGAUGCCGGACCGGCAAACGUCCCGAAUUUUGGGCCAACGUCGAGCGGGCCAGGCUUCUCGGCCGUAGCAGCGCCUAAAGACGUGCGGUAUAGUGGGAUCCGCGUGGAUUCCUGCCUAACAGCCCUCGAGAAGAUUGCCAAAUAA